Lolium rigidum is the source of this 3502-nucleotide messenger RNA. Its product is annotated as ribonuclease E/G-like protein, chloroplastic. The record is from RefSeq and is a predicted model, not a curated record. Gene Ontology annotation, cellular component: cytoplasm. NCBI's taxonomy places the organism in Eukaryota, Viridiplantae, Streptophyta, Magnoliopsida, Poales, Poaceae. Bases 131 to 3403 code for a protein of 1090 amino acids. Gene Ontology annotation, biological process: rRNA processing. Gene Ontology annotation, molecular function: starch binding; RNA nuclease activity; RNA binding. The transcript has 14 exons.
GUGUAGCAGGCUCCUCUCACCUCCACUCCCCCCUAAAACCCCAACAUCCUCCUCCAGUACCCUAUCCUCAGAUCAAAUGGUGGUGGUGGGUUCACGCGGAGAAGAGACCUCGCCCCUGUGAUGCCCUGCCAUGGCUGCCCGCGCGCUGGGCCCACCGCCUCUGCCUCCUCCCCCUCUCGGUACCAUGCGGGCACCCCCGCGCGCCACUAAUAUCUCCGCUCCGUCGCCGCCCAAUGGCUACCGGCGCAGCGCCACCGGUCUCAUCUCUGCACUAACCGGCCACCGGGGAAGGCACAGUUUGUGUUCAGUGCAAUUGACGGAAGCUGCUAGUGGAAAUGUUCAAGUGGAAGCAAACUUGUCUCAUUCCCCAACGGCAUUCAUGUCUACAGGACGUGAUGACUCGGCCAUAACCUGCAAAGGAUUCUGUACGAUAUCAUGGAACCUGAAAGCAGAUGUUCUGGAUGGUUACAUAAUCUUCGUAACAGGCGAUCCAGUUACCCUGGGUUGCUGGGAACCUGAUAUGGCUGUUCAGUUGGAUCCUUCUAUUAAAAGUAAAAAUGAAUGGAGGGCUGAAAUAAAGGUACCAUAUGGGGUGCAUUUCAAAUAUAAUUAUUUUGUUCGAGAGGAAAAAGGUUCCUCUGAUGAUAUCAUAUGGAGGCCUGGUCCUGACUGUUCCUUAUCGAUACCUUCAGUUAGCCGGAAAAAACAUGUCAUCCUUGUGAAAGAUCUGUGGAUGAAAACCAGUGUGGCAGGUAUUCAUCCUCCUUCUCGGGGAUCUUGGCUGAUGGAAGCUGAUUUUCAUGAAGAUCAAAUUGAGGAGAGUGCGAAGUGUGAGAGCAUUGUGAAAUCCCACUCUGUUAUAGAUGUGGUGGAUCGGGCUUCAUCGGUAGGUGCGCAUAUUAUUCUGAGACUUGGGAAUGGCACACCUUUACAUGUGAAGCAUACAUCAGGCAUACGGAGUCCAUCCAUCAGUGUGCAUGAUGAUUUUACUACAGGUGAAAAACCAAAUUCAGUUAAAGUUAAUGUAGACCAACAUGAGAGAAAUCAGCCUGUUGAGGAGCCAUGGAUUAUUGGAUCUUUUGUCUCAGCAGAGAACUCUGUUUCACCAGUGGAACUCAAGAAAGACAGAAGGAAGUUCUUGAAUACAGAAAAGGAUUCGAGUGAAGUAACAGAAAACAUGCCUGAACAGGACCAGCCUGUGGAGGAGCCAUGGUUAUAUCAAUCUUUGGUGAUAUCAAACAGACCUGGUGUUAAAACUAAAAGCAAAAUAGAAGCAAAGGAUAUUAUAAAAAAUUUAAGAAAAAUCGAAAAAACCCCAGCAUCUUUGGAGGAUCAUAUCCCUGCCACUGGUGAACAUUCACCAAGAGUCAUAUUAAUUAACUCCUCUAUAUGCACCAUGCAGAGGAUUGCUGUAUUGGAAGAUGGGAAACUAGUUGAACUCUUGCUGGAGCCCGUAAAAAACAAUGUACAUUGUGACAGUAUUUAUUUAGGUAUAGUAACAAAACUUGUGCCUCAUAUGGGAGGUGCUUUUGUUGACAUUGGAAUUUUGAGACCUUCACUUAUGAGCAUAAAGCAAAACCGUGAUCCAUUUGUGUAUCCUCAAAUUGUCAAGGACAUUAAAGGAGGUUAUGCUAAUGAUUCUGAUUAUAAUGAUGAGAGCCAUCCGACAUACGACGGCGAUGAUGAUGAUCAUGAUGAUGAUGAUGAUAUUGCUGAUGAGGAGUUCGCACAUGAAGAAAAUGAUGAUUCAUCAACAUUUCUGCCUGACAAUGUUAGCGAGAAUGGACAAAGCAUGGACUUUGUGUCCCAUUCUAAGAUAAAGAUGAUUGGUGGUGCUGAAUUCGGAAGUGUCACUGGUUGUGAUGAUGAAAAGGAUGAUGAAAUUGAUGAUCACAUGGAAGACGAAUACAAUGAUGAUCUCUUAGCAGGAGAACAGUCAGAGAUCUCCAAUGAUAUUAAGAAAUUAUCUUCGAUUCAACAUGCUUUGAGGGAAUCUAACAAUGAUACAAAUGGAUGUAGGUGGUCUCAAGUUCGCAAGGGCACAAAAAUUAUGGUUCAAGUUGUCAAGGAGGGGUUGGGUACGAAAGGCCCAACACUGAGUCCAUUUCCAUGCUUAAGAAGCCGAUUUUGGAUAUUGGUUUCCCGUGGUAACAAAGUUGGAGUGUCAAAAAAGAUUACCGGGAUAGAGCGCACCCGGUUGAAGGGGGUUACAAAGUUAUUACGUCCUCCUGGAUUUACUCUGACGGCUCGUACAGUUGCUGCUGGCCAUUCAUGGGAAGAAUUGCAGAAGGAUCUUGAUCGCUUGUUAUCUACCUGGAAAGGAAUAAUUGAACAUGCUCAAUCUGCUGCCUUAGCUGCUGAGGAAGGUGUGGAAGGUGCUGUUCCUGUGAUUCUAUAUAGAUCAAAGGGUCAGGCUCUAUCUAUAGUUCAAGAUGAUUUUAAUGAGAAGGUCAAGAGGCUGGUUGUGGAUUCCCCUCGUACCUACCAUGAGGUUACAAGCUAUCUCCAAGAAGUUGCGCCUGAGCUGUGUAAUAGAGUUGACCUCUAUGAGAAAAGAACUCCUAUAUUCGAUGAAUAUAAAAUUGAAAAGGAGAUCGACAAUAUUCUCUGCAAAAGGGUUGUGCUACAGAAUGGGGGUUCUUUAAUUAUAGAACAGACUGAAGCUCUAGUUUCUGUUGAUGUGAAUGGUGGUCACAGUAUGUUUGGUCAAGGGACGUCACAGGAGAAGGCUAUUUUAGAUGUCAACCUGGAAGCUGCAAAGCAAAUUGCUCGUGAGCUGCGCUUGAGGGAUAUUGGUGGCAUCAUUGUUGUUGAUUUUAUCGAUAUGAUAGAUGAUUCAAACAAAAGACUAGUCUAUGAAGAAAUGAAGAAAGCAGUAGAAAAGGACCGGUCAACCGUUGGUGUUUCAGAAUUGUCAAAGCUGGGUUUGAUGGAAAUAACUAGAAAAAGAGUUCGACCUAGUGUUACUUUCAUGAUCAGUGAGCCUUGUUCAUGUUGCCAUGGUAUUGGUCGUGUUGAAGCUCUUGAUACGUCCUUCUCUAAGAUAGAACGUGAAAUCUGCCGACGCCUUGCCACCUGUAGGCAUAAUUCCGAUCCAGAGAAACCAAAGUCAUGGCCAAGAUUUUUGCUUAGGGUGGACCAUGAGAUGUGCACGUACUUGACAUCAGGCAAGAAGACUAAAUUAGGGCUCCUUAGCAGCUCCCUCAAAGUUUGGGUUUUGUUGAAGAUUGCUCGAGGUUUUACACGUGGUGCAUUUGAAUUGCUACCAUAUUCUGACGAGGAAGACACAGACGAGCAGAAGGAAUCACCAGCAGACUCACCACCUCUCAGGGACGCAGGAAGACCCAAACUGUCCGUCUUUCCUAUUAAGAAAUGGAUGAGCCGUGCAAAGCGAGCCAAGUGAAUUUCUUGCAAAGAAGACUGUAUUUUUUGUUUUUGCAACGAACUGAACUAAAAAUUCCCAGAUCAAUAAGAGCAGAUUAUCUGUGGGCCUUGCUUUUUU